UGGAAUCUUCAAAACAAGUACAUCACAAUUAAUAUUCAAAUCCUUUUGAAAAAAACAACCCACUAAAGCAAAAGGAAGACCAAGAACAGAGAUCAUACAAUUACACAAAUUCAACACAAAAUUUAAGCUAGACAUGUCCCUUCCAACAGCAUAUCAAGAGCACCUUCCUUCAUCACCACAAUGGCUAAACAAAGGAGACAACUCAUGGCAAAUGACAGCAUCAACCCUAGUUGGUCUACAAAGCAUGCCAGGUCUUGUAAUUCUCUAUGCAAGUAUGGUCAAAAAGAAAUGGGCUAUGAAUUCAGCUUUCAUGGCACUUUAUGCUUAUGCAUCAGUGCUAAUAUGUUGGGUUCUUUUAUGUUACCGUAUGGCUUUUGGUGAUGAACUUUUUCCAUUUUGGGGUAAAGGUGCACCUUCAUUAGGUCAAAAAUUUCUUACACAUCAAGCAAAAGUACCUGAAAGUACUCAUUUCUUUAAGAAUGGUACUGAAGAAGCUUCAACAACACAACCACUUUUUCCUAUGGCUUCACUUGUUUAUUUUCAAUUCAAUUUUGCUGCUAUUACUGUUAUUUUGUUAGCUGGAUCUGUUCUUGGAAGAAUGAACAUUAGGGCUUGGAUGGCUUUUGUACCUCUUUGGCUCAUUUUCUCUUACACUGUUGGUGCUUUUAGUAUAUGGGGUGGUGGAUUUUUGUAUCAUUGGGGUGUCAUUGAUUUCUCUGGUGGCUAUGUUAUUCAUCUUUCUUCUGGAAUUGGUGGAUUCACUGCAGCUUAUUGGGUUGGGCCAAGGUUGAAGAGUGAUAGGGAGAGAUUCCCACCAAACAAUGUAUUGCUUAUGCUAGCAGGAGCAGGAUUGUUAUGGAUGGGUUGGUCAGGGUUCAAUGGUGGAGCACCAUAUGCAGCAAACAUUGACUCUUCUAUUGCUGUACUCAACACUAACAUAUGUGCUGCAACUAGUCUUCUUGUGUGGACCACUUUGGAUGUUGCUUUCUUUGGUAAACCUUCAGUGAUUGGUGCUGUUCAGGGUAUGAUGACAGGACUUGUUUGCAUUACUCCAGGAGCAGGACUUGUGCAGUCAUGGGCAGCUAUAGUGAUGGGAAUACUAUCUGGGAGUAUUCCAUGGUGGACUAUGAUGGUCCUCCACAAGAAGUCAACUCUUCUACAAAAGGUAGAUGACACCCUUGGAGUGUUUCACACACAUGCUGUGGCCGGCCUUUUAGGAGGCCUCCUCACAGGUCUCUUAGCAGAACCAGAUCUUUGCAGACUCAUAUUGCCGGUGACUAACUCAAGGGGUGCCUUCUAUGGGGGCGGUGGCGGCAUUCAGUUCUUGAAGCAAUUAGUGGCAGCACUUUUCAUCACUGGAUGGAACUUAGUCUCCACCACACUAAUUCUUCUCACCAUACAAUUGUUCAUACCGUUGAGGAUGUCGAACGACCAGCUCGAGACUGGUGAUGAUGCUGUCCACGGCGAGGAAGCUUAUGCACUUUGGGGUGAUGGAGAAAAGUAUGACCCAACUAAGCAUGGAUCCUCAUCAAAAGCAGAUGAAAUUGAAGUAUCACCAUAUGUUACUGGGGCAAGAGGUGUAACCAUAAAUUUAUGAGUCACAUAGAUAUAGUUUGGUAUAUAGUGUAGUGUUAUGGUGCAAUGUAAUGACAUGUACGUGUAAGCUAGAUUUUGAGCAUUGAUAAUAUGAAAUUAUAAAUA
Messenger RNA from Medicago truncatula (barrel medic), 1701 nucleotides. RefSeq names its product ammonium transporter 2. The record is from RefSeq and is a predicted model, not a curated record. NCBI's taxonomy places the organism in Eukaryota, Viridiplantae, Streptophyta, Magnoliopsida, Fabales, Fabaceae. Gene Ontology annotation, cellular component: plasma membrane. Gene Ontology annotation, biological process: ammonium transmembrane transport. Gene Ontology annotation, molecular function: ammonium channel activity. The coding region runs from base 134 to 1597 and encodes 487 amino acids. The transcript is spliced from 4 exons.